AAAAAUGCAAAAAGUUUAUUCAACAAAGUCUGUCAUAAUUCCUUUAAAGGAUUUUGAUGUUUCCUGUUCGUACAAUCACGAAAACCCUGCUGAUUAUAUCGUUAAAUAUGGGAAAGAACAACCCACUUAUCUAUGCAGACAAUGUUUAUCUGUUUUCACUCUACCCAAAAAUGCUAUAAAAGUUGCUGAGGUUGUGGAGAAGUGUAGACAAUAAAAGCAGAGGUACCAUAAAAUAGUUGACCCACUAUUUGAAAACAAUAAAGUUAAAAUCUAAAAACUAUUAGAUAAUCUCAUCGAUUUCAAAUCAUAAGUGUUAUAAUAGAUAGAGUAAUCGAUAACGGCAACAAGGCUGUGGUUAGAAGAAUUGGAGGAACACUAAUCGAAGGAGUAGGCAUUAGAUUACAAGUAUUAAUCAUAAUAAUUUCAUUUAAAUUAUGAAGAGUACGAAUUAUAAGAAUUCAUUCGACUUGAGAGGAAGAUUCUCAAAUGCAAUACAUCUUAUAUUAACAAAUUAAAAGAGCAUUUAAAAGAAUACAUCAAUAUAGGUUAAUUUGAGCCAUGUUAGCAAAUAAUAGAUAAUUGUUUAGAUAAUUCUGAAUUAGAUUAGUGUCUUUCUUAGGAAUUAGAAUUUGAAAGCAAUAAAACCUAAGUAAUUUCAAAAAGUCCAAAUAAAUGGUUUCUGCAAGGGAACAUCGAUCCCAUUUUGGAUAAUAUCAAAAACCACUUAAAAAAUUGGAGGACUUAUGAUAUGAACACCGAAGAGAUGGGAUACUUUUACUUUGACAUGAAUAGCAACCAAUAUUUCCUUUCAUAUUUGUUCCCCAAUUUCUUUUAGAGUUAAUUCUGUGAAAAAAGUGUCCGUUUAACUCCUCAGGAAAGAAAUGAAAUUAUACAAGAUAAGAGAGUAAAUUGCAUUGACUUAAUUUUAGGCACUUAAUUAAAUUGAAGAAAAUCUUUAAAUGUUUCUUUGUUACUUGGGAGUGAAAUUGGCUGGAAACAAAGUCACAUUGAAUGGUACGAAUCAAUGGGAGAAAUAUCAGAAAGACAAGAAUAAUAAGUCAGGCUUAUAAAGAGUGAUAUCUUCUUUGAGUGUCUUAAAUCAACGAAAAAUUGCUUUGCAGCUUGUUGCUUUUACCAAAGAAAACAAUUUCUAAUAUUAAGAGACGUUCAUCAACUACGAUCUUUUGAAAGAGGAAGGUAAUACGAGUGAACAGGCCUUGACAUUUUCGGAUGUGAAAGGAUAUUACUUAUAAGACGAGUUGAUGUAAAAUAAGUGGGCGACAGUUAAGAUUCUGACAGAUCAAAAUUUAGAUGAGUGUGGUAGUUGA
Paramecium octaurelia is the source of this 1328-nucleotide messenger RNA. NCBI's taxonomy places the organism in Eukaryota, Ciliophora, Oligohymenophorea, Peniculida, Parameciidae. The record is from the annotation of a GenBank genome assembly.